Messenger RNA from Trichoderma atroviride IMI 206040, 1178 nucleotides. RefSeq lists its product as uncharacterized. Gene Ontology annotation, molecular function: quinone binding; NADH dehydrogenase (ubiquinone) activity; 4 iron, 4 sulfur cluster binding. Gene Ontology annotation, biological process: aerobic respiration; electron transport coupled proton transport; mitochondrial respiratory chain complex I assembly. NCBI's taxonomy places the organism in Eukaryota, Fungi, Ascomycota, Sordariomycetes, Hypocreales, Hypocreaceae. The record is from RefSeq and is a predicted model, not a curated record.
CAGCCUCGCCCCAGCUCUUCCUAAGCCGCGGCUCUCCCGAAUCUUCCUCCCAGAACUCGUUCAUUGAGGUGUUUAUCCCCACCUCUACCUCCGAGUCUCUGUUUUUUCUCCUCCACACAUAGCAAUCAUGCUUCCGGCCACGCGAUCUGCGGCCUCAAUGGCCCUCCGAGUCAAACCUGCCUCUGCGCUGAUGCCCUUCCGAGCCGCCGCCGCCUUCACAACAACAUCCCAAAAGGAUGCCACCUCGUUGACCCCCCACUCGCCCAGCUUCGGCAAGAUUCGCAAGGAAGUCCCCCUCCCCAGCGAAGAGGGCACCAAGGGCGUCAUCCAAUACGCGCUCACCUCCCUCGACAUCAUCGCCAACUGGGCCCGCCAAUCCUCCCUCUGGCCCAUGACCUUUGGUCUCGCCUGCUGCGCCGUCGAAAUGAUGCACCUCUCCACCCCGCGAUACGACCAGGAUCGUCUCGGAAUCAUUUUCCGUGCCUCCCCCCGUCAGUCCGACGUCAUGAUCGUGGCCGGCACCCUCACCAACAAGAUGGCCCCGGCCCUGCGCCAGGUCUACGAUCAGAUGCCCGAACCCCGAUGGGUCAUCUCCAUGGGCAGCUGCGCCAACGGCGGCGGCUACUACCACUACAGCUACAGCGUCGUCCGCGGCUGCGACCGCAUCGUCCCCGUCGACAUCUACGUCCCCGGAUGCCCGCCCACCAGCGAGGCCCUCAUGUACGGAAUCUUCCAGCUGCAGAGGAAGAUGCGCAACACCAAGAUUAGCCGAAUGUGGUACAGGCGGUAAAUGUUGGAGAGAGUGAGGGUGGAGAGAUUGAAGGUGCAAUAUAUGCAAGGAAGACGGGAAAAGGAAAAAGAUGGGGGGUUAAAUUGGCAUUAUGUGAUUUUGAACGGAUACGGAGAAUACUGAAGAGUAUGGAGAUGAAAAUCACUUUUCCAAAAGGGGCAUGGAUAUUCAAACCAUGGGAAAUGACGGAAUUGUCUAGGCAAAAAGUUCCGAGUUAAACCCCAGACGCAGGAAGAAGCGGUAUCAUACAUUGGCUCGGUAUUUAAUUUUUUUUUACCAUGUUUUCUCAAAAUCUGUGUAUAUAUACACUCUGGGCUGCCAUGAGGUUAGAGGUGUUAGUGUAGAGUAUCUGCCCAAAGAAAUACCGUACCAAUACUAAGAGCUGAUU